This is a messenger RNA of Morone saxatilis (striped sea-bass), 2256 nucleotides long. RefSeq names its product endoplasmic reticulum-golgi intermediate compartment 1 (gene ergic1). Bases 17 to 976 code for a protein of 319 amino acids. The transcript is spliced from 10 exons. Gene Ontology annotation, biological process: endoplasmic reticulum to Golgi vesicle-mediated transport; retrograde vesicle-mediated transport, Golgi to endoplasmic reticulum. Gene Ontology annotation, cellular component: COPII-coated ER to Golgi transport vesicle; endoplasmic reticulum; endoplasmic reticulum membrane. The record is from RefSeq and is a predicted model, not a curated record. Lineage: Eukaryota; Metazoa; Chordata; Actinopteri; Moronidae.
ACAUGCACAAGAACUCAUGAACCUAAAUAGUUUUGGUGUUGAGCAGCAGAUUAUUCACCCCCUUUUCCGCUCCCCAAACAGGCAACAACAGUAUUUCACAAGACGAGAAAUUGAUUACUGCAGAUUCGAUAUCUACAGGAAAGUACCAAAAGAUCUCACCCAGCCCACAUACACGGGAGCUUUCAUUUCCAUUCUCUGCUGCGUCUUUAUUCUCUUCCUGUUCCUGUCUGAGCUGACGGGAUUCAUAGCCACUGAAAUUGUAAAUGAACUCUAUGUGGAUGAUCCUGAUAAAGACAGUGGUGGGAAGAUAGAAGUGAGUUUAAACAUCAGUUUGCCAAACUUACACUGUGAUUUGGUGGGUUUGGACAUCCAGGAUGAAAUGGGCCGCCACGAGGUUGGUCACAUAGACAACUCGAUGAAGAUUCCUCUCAACCAGGGUGAUGGCUGUCGCUUUGAGGGAGAGUUCACCAUCAACAAAGUACCAGGAAACUUCCAUGUGUCGACACACAGUGCUACAGCGCAGCCCCAAAGCCCUGACAUGACCCACAGCAUUCACAAGCUGGCAUUUGGAGAAAAGCUCAAGGUACAAAAUGUAAAAGGAGCCUUCAAUGCAUUAGGGGGAGCUGACAGGCUGUCAUCUAAUCCUCUGGCUUCACAUGACUACAUACUGAAAAUUGUUCCAACGGUGUAUGAAGACCUGUCAGGCAAACAGAGGUUCUCCUACCAGUACACGGUAGCCAACAAGGAAUACGUCGCUUACAGCCACACGGGCAGAAUCAUCCCGGCAAUCUGGUUCCGAUACGACCUCAGCCCAAUCACAGUCAAGUACACAGAGAAGAGGCAACCCUUCUACCGCUUCAUCACAACAAUCUGUGCCAUUGUUGGCGGGACGUUCACAGUGGCGGGAAUCAUCGACUCCUGUAUAUUCACCGCUUCAGAGGCCUGGAAGAAGAUCCAGAUAGGGAAAAUGUCAUGAGGACUGCUCCCCACCCCUCCUCGCAUCUUAUUUAUAAGUGCAGAGUUGCUAGCCUGUUAGCUAAAUCCAACCCUUGCUCAAACCAACUUCCUUUUGGAGAUUGUAUCACCGCGACCAGUGAAGUGGCUCCGGCACUCGAUCUAACUACCAGGCUACACGGCUGCGUCUCAGUUACUUAAAGUCCUCUCAGGCUCCGUCUGCUCUGGUGACGUGUGGACGCGGACUAUCACAUGUCCGCUUCCUCCGUCUUCAGUGUCAGGAGAGGAGAGGGGAGGAGGAUGGAAGCUCUUUUGUUACCGUGUGGAUGAAGUACUGUGUGUCAGGGUUCAACUAGUAUUGGUAUUUGAAGGCUGCACCUGAUUUAUUUAGAAUGAAGUAAAAAACAAAAAAAACAAAUAGCUCACAUUUGUGCUGAUAUUCAAUUUUUGGAAAUUUGGUGCUAGCAUCAAGUGACACGAAUCUCCACAUAUAUUCAAUCAUAGAAAAAUUUCAAUUUAUAGCUGGAUUUAAGUGCCAAAGGGAAUGAUCAUUUGAAGGAAUUGUUCUGGUUUAUAAGCCCGUGCUGCGUGGUGUAGACUGGACUGCACUCUAAAGUGUUUUGUUUAAUUCACACAUUCAGUAAUAUUACAUUUUGAAUCAUUUUUUCAGCCCAUCUAUUUUAUCUCCAGUAUUCAAACUGUGUGCCUUUAGGUUUACUGUUCCACCAUACAGAAUUACCAUCAGCUCUCAUUUGUUUGUCAGUUUCAGUGGCUGCCACUAAAACCAGUGUUUUCCCACCUUCUUCUCAUGCAUGUUACAACUUACAGUAUCUGUGUAGAUUCACUUUUUUAGAGAUUCUUUUCAAUACAGGGGUCAUUGUUCUCUUUUCAGUCCAUUUAUACUAAAUAAAAAACACUUUGAGUUUUUCCAUUCCAUUUCACUUAUUGCAAAGAAUGUAGUGAAUGUUUUUUCUAAGAGAUACAUUGAUUUAGUACAAUUUUUAUACAUGGUACAUGGCUUUGUUUACUUAUUGUGUUUCAUGAAGUUGUAAAUUGUAAAGAAGACUAGGUUUUGUAAGGAGAGAACUUGUAGGCCAAGAUGUUUUUCCUCUUUGGUCCUUUUCUUUUCUACUGUUGUAUAAAAGACCUCCUCUGAUCAAGGACAGUGAUAAUCACUAGCCAACAGAACUGGUCUUUCAACUGUAAAGGUCAUCCAUUUCCUGUUCCGUCUCAAAUUACUCUGUAAUGCUAUGUGUUCCUCAAGUAAAGGUACCAUAGAAAUCCCUGUUGUACUCUCCAUGU